Molecule: messenger RNA, 1105 nt
Organism: Symbiodinium necroappetens
Lineage: Eukaryota; Dinophyceae; Suessiales; Symbiodiniaceae
Source: the annotation of a GenBank genome assembly
AUGGCCCGAGAGCUCGGAGCCACGGAAAACCCGCCCUUUGAUGGUUUCAUGCACAUGAAGCGUGGACUGCUCUUUGUUGGCUUGCCGCUUCGAUUGUACUUGGCCGAUAGCCCUCAUCUCUACGAGCUAAUUCGUCGCAUGAGAUCUCUGGCCGACCCCGCAAUUGCGGGUGAGGUGUCUGUGUCUAACGUCCGGAAGGUGCUUGACGCAGAUGGUUGUCCUUAUUCGGUGUUGGUCUACGGCUUGAUGGCGGGGCUCCAAGCGCUACACUCAGCGCGGCUCACCGGAAAGCGGGGCGGGACAGGAGCCCAAAGUCUGGAUGCUCUUUCGGCGACGGCGCGGCUCACCGGGGAGCACCAGUUUGAAGUGAAGGAAGUCGCGGACAACUGUCCCCUCAUCUUCCGUGGAAUAUGGGUUCCAAACAGGAUCGAUGAGCACACAGCGGCCUACACGUGGUCCUUUAAUUCGUUCUCCCGCAGUAUGGAGGGUGUACUGUGGGUGCUGGAUUUCUAUGCCGUGGAGAACACCGGCAACCAAAGUGUUGCUUCCCUGGCCUGGCAAGAGUCACAUGUCUUGAUCUAUGUCGCACGGUUCAAUGCUGCCAGCAGCACGUGGGCUUUUCCAGUUCAGUUUUUCAAUUCGGGAAUGGCUGCGGAUGUUGAGAAGGAGGUUGUCCUUCCGCCGUUUGUUCACUAUGACUUCGAGCUUCUCCAUGGAAGUCUCUACGAAGUUCGCAGCACCAUGUCGACAGCAAUGAAGACUGCUGCUCUCAUGGGGCUCGAACGCCUGUGGGGCAUUUCACUGGCGGAGCACGCGCCCCAGCUCCUGCAGCUCCUGGAAGGUAGAGGCACAUCAGCCUUCCCCGGCCUGAACCGCAACCUGAGAGUGACCGUGCGCUUCAUCAAGCAGAUUGAGCUUUGCAAGCCGUUGCAAGACAUCAUGACAAGCGCCAGUGGGCCGCCAGAGAAUCUUCUUCUGGCAUUCCCGCCGAAGGAUCCGGCGGACGCACAGAAGCAGAUCGUGACAGUGUUCGGUGCCGGUGUGCCCGAUGUGAACCAGCUCAUAAACCCUGGGGACGUGAGACCGAUGGGCACCUUCGUUCCAG